Aspergillus thermomutatus is the source of this 2232-nucleotide messenger RNA. RefSeq names its product inorganic phosphate transporter. Gene Ontology annotation, biological process: phosphate ion transmembrane transport. The record is from RefSeq and is a predicted model, not a curated record. Gene Ontology annotation, cellular component: membrane. The transcript is spliced from 3 exons. Lineage: Eukaryota; Fungi; Ascomycota; Eurotiomycetes; Eurotiales; Aspergillaceae. The coding region runs from base 1 to 2232 and encodes 743 amino acids.
AUGGAAUCAAGCCCGCCAAGGUCCGCCAAGGUCCGCCGAGAGUCCGCCAAGAGCACUAACCAGCCAAUCCGCGUCUUCCUUUCGGGGACUCGCUGCUGGGUUGCCAAGAACAUCCUCAAGACUUGCGGUUUUGCUUCGCCCCGAGACAAGCAGGCGAAGACAGGCGAAGCUUGCACUCGACAAGACCAAUACACUUGGCCGGCUGCCUUGCUGAAGUCAAUGAGUGAUUUUCCCUGCCAACCACGGGCCUGCCGGGCAAUCUCGAACCCGAAGGGCCAUGGGGAUCAAGCGCUCAACAGCUCGUCUCUCUUCACGCAUAUUGUCAAGAUGGUGCUCCACCAGUAUGACUACAUCUUUGCCAUUGGCACUCUGUUUGCCAUGCUUGAUGCCUACAACAACGGUGCAAGUAUGUCAAUGUCCCGCAUUCCUGCUCUUGGAUACAAGAUUACUGACAUUGCCUGUCUUCAAGAUGAUGUGGCCAACUCCUGGGCUACCAGUGUCUCCUCCAGAUCGGUCACCUACCGACAAGCCAUGAUCUUCGGCACCGUCUUCGAGAUGCUGGGCGCCAUCACGGUCGGUGCUCGGACGGCUGACACCAUCAAGAACGGCAUCAUUCCCAACUCGGCCUUCCGCGGGGAUGCCGGUGUUCAGAUGCUUGCUUUUACCUGUGCCCUCGCCGCUGCCUCCUCCUGGGUCAUGUGGUGCACCAAGCACUCGGCCCACGUCUCGUCGACCUACUCCCUCAUCUCGGCCGUUGCCGGUGUUGGUGUUGCAACCGUCGGUGCUUCCAAGGUUCAGUGGGGCUGGAACAAUGGAAAGGGUCUUGGAGCGAUCUUUGCAGGCUUGGGCAUGGCUCCCGCCAUCUCGGCCGCCUUCGGUGCGAGCAUCUUCAUGCUCAUCAAGCUCAUCGUCCACAUGCGCAAGAACCCCGUGCCCUGGGCCGUCUACACCUCGCCCUUCUGGUUCCUCAUCGCAGCAACCAUCUGUACCCUGUCCAUUGUCUACAAGGGCUCGCCCAGUCUGGGUCUGAGCAAGAAGCCCGGCUGGUAUAUUGCCGCCGUGACGAUGGGUUGCGGUGGUGGCGUCGCGCUCCUCUCGGCCAUUUUCUUCGUCCCCUUUGUGCACGCCCGGGUCAUCAAGCGCGACCACGGCGUCAAGUGGUGGAUGUUUAUCCUCGGCCCUCUGCUCUUCAAGCGUCCCGCUCCUGAGGGUGCCGAGCGCGCCAAAGUCCCCAACUACGCCGUCAUCCAGGACGAGGAGCACGAGGAGCACCCAGAGCAGGCAUCCCCCGCUCCCUCCGAGCAGACCCUUGCCGAGUUUGAGGGCAAGACCCCCCAGAUCGAUAUCGAACCCAUUACCUCGCCUGCCAUCUCCCCCAACGAGAAGAGCCUCGUCGCCACCGAGGCCAAGCAGCUGACCUACAAGGAACUCGUGGAGGAAUCCAACGCCCGCCUGAACACCCGCCUCCUCAAGAAGCGAGGACCCCUUGGCUGGGCGAUGCGCACCCUCCGCGACAACCCGAUGGGCCCCGGCGAGAUCUACGAAUUGAAGAACAUCAAGAUCCUCGCUAAGCGCAUCCCCGCCAUGAUCACCGUCGGCUUGCUGUACGGCCUGCACUACGAUAUCCACGCUGCGCAGUCGGGGAUCAGCGGUACGCCCGAGGGAGAACGGAUGCAGCGUGUCUACGCCCAUGCGGAGAAGUACCCCAACGAGGUCGAGCACACGUAUUCGUUCGUGCAGGUUCUGACUGCCUGCACUGCUUCCUUUGCGCACGGAGCCAACGAUAUCGGUAACUCGGUCGGCCCCUGGGCUGUCAUCUACUCGGCCUGGAAGACAGGGAACGCGGCUGCGUCCAAGGCGCCCGUGCCUGUGUGGCAGCUUGCUGUUCUCUCCGGGUGUAUCUCCAUCGGUCUGAUCACCUACGGCUACAACAUCAUGAAGGUCAUGGGCAACAAGAUCACCUACCACUCCCCCAGCCGCGGUUGCUCGAUGGAAAUGGGCGCCGCCAUCACCGUCCUUGUCUUCUCGCAGUACUCCCUCCCCGUCUCGACCUCGAUGUGCAUCACCGGCGCCACUGUCGGCGUCGGUCUCUGCAACGGUACCCUCAAGGCCGUCAACUUCCAGCGUGUGGGUCUGCUGCUUCUGGCCUGGAUCAUGACCAUUCCCGUCGCUGGUACCCUUGGCGGUAUCCUGAUGGGCCUGUUCAUCAACGCUCCUCACUUCUCUUCUUGA